Rubroshorea leprosula is the source of this 631-nucleotide messenger RNA. Lineage: Eukaryota; Viridiplantae; Streptophyta; Magnoliopsida; Malvales; Dipterocarpaceae. The record is from the annotation of a GenBank genome assembly.
AUUUAAUAAAUUACUUUACAAACGUUGCUCAAUCUCGUGAAUUUCUUUGUAUCAAGAUAAUUGUAGUUUUUGUUCCUCAAGUGCAAGAUAACUGCUCUAAUGUGGCAUAAGGGCUAUAAUUUGUGGGGAAUAGAAACUCCAUUUCGCGUCUGCUCUGUUUUUCUCCCUGCUGCAGCCGAAGUGAACCCAGCCAUUUUCCAGCGUCCCCAUCUGCAAAUUGAAAAGCCGCCAGAUCUGCUCUGCUUCUUCCCCCUCUGCCGCCGGCUGCUACUGGUUUUUCCUGUGGUCCCGUGGAAGCCCCCUGCAAUUCUUCCCGUCGGCACCUCUUCAUCCCGCCAGCUCCAGCUUGCUUGUUGAGCAUUUUUGGUAAGUUGGCUUCUCUAAUCCUUGAAAAUUGGUGGAUUAAUUGUUGCUUGUGAGCUUUAAUUAGUGGUGUGGGUAUUGGGUUGUCAAGGACCAAGAUGCCGAAGGUGGGGGAUGAGUUUUGGGGAAUUUGAAAAUGAGUUUUGGUUGAUGAAUUGUGUAGGAAAUUAGGGGGUUUUGGCUGUUGUGAGUGUGUGUCCAUGAGGAAAGGGGAGAACCCGUGAGUUAGCCAUUUUUGUCAAGGCCGGUUCUCCCAUUGCUUGUCCAU